AAGGCGGCUCGUCGUUAACGUAAAUUUCAUUUCUAUUUCUCGAGCUGAAACCUAUAUUUUGACAGAUGACAGAUAGUGCAUGAACUCUUGAUGGCAAUAAAGACAGUCGGGAUGGUUUUGAAUUUAGGCCCCUAAUGUAAAAUCGAAAUAAAAAUGACAAAGCGAGCGAAUCCUUUUACUGACGAUCCGCAUCAAUUAAAAACACAUAUUGGACAAAUGGAAGUCGCCAAGGGUGUUGCUGGAAAAAGCAUUCUGGAAAAAAUUCAUGAGAAUACAAUGAAAAGACUUGUUGAUGGAGCUAAAAACUUUUACAAUGGAUAUGUCUGUGGCAAAGAUGAUGGGGCUGGAGAUGCAACUGAUAUAUCUGAAGCCCAGGCAGCAGGAAACAACAACAUAAACCGUUCUCAAAAACAAAGAAGCAUAGCGUCGUUUUUUGGUGGAACUUCAGAAAAAACAAAUAAAAUGGAGACUUCUCUGAACACAACUUGUUGUCGAGUUUGCAAAGACACUCAAGUCGCAAUUCAUUGCUCGUUUUGUGAAGCUCCGUCCUGUGUUUCCUGCCUGCGAACUUGCUCUGAUUGCGGACAAGAUUUUUGUUCUCUGUGUGCUGUUGUUAGUUAUAAAAGUACAAUGGAAAAAGCGUAUUGCCUCAACUGUGUUUCAGAUGUGUAGGUGUGAUGUGGAUGGCAUUGUUGCAUAAUAAUAAAUGACGUUUUUGAACAAUUGCAAUUAUUGCGAAGGAAGUUUAUAGUAUGUGGACAUGUUUAAAAACGGUUUCAAAUUUGCAAUGGUAGUGAUGUGGCCUAAA
Styela clava is the source of this 808-nucleotide messenger RNA. NCBI's taxonomy places the organism in Eukaryota, Metazoa, Chordata, Ascidiacea, Stolidobranchia, Styelidae. The record is from RefSeq and is a predicted model, not a curated record.